GUGACGUCACCGCCGUGCGACGCGCGGUUGUUGUUGUUGCCGGUGUGGAGGCCGCGGCGGAGGGCAGGGGCCAUGCCGGCUAAGAAGUCGUUCCGGCGGCGGAGGGAGGACUCCGAGGAGGAAGAGGAGGACGAGCAGCUCGCUGAGGAGGUCAGGUUAAAACUUGAGGAAGCCAAAGAAGUCCAAAGCCUCAGGAAGCGACCCAAUGGGGUGAGCGCUGUAGCUCUGCUUGUGGGAGAGAAGUUACAAGAAGAAGCAACGCUUGUGGAUGACCCUUUUAAGAUAAAAUCUGGAGGAAUGGUGGACAUGAAGAAGCUGAAAGAAAGAGGCAAGGACAGGAUUAAUGAAGAAGAAGAUCUAAACUUGGGAACAUCUUUCUCAGCUGAAACCAACAGGCGGGAUGAAGAUGCUGACAUGAUGAAGUACAUUGAGACGGAGCUGAAGAAGAGAAAGGGGAUCGUGGAGAAUGAGGAGCAGAAGGUGAAGCUUAAGAAUGCCGAGGACUCUCUGUAUGAGCUGCCAGAGAACAUCCGUGUCUCUUCUGCCAAGAAGACUGAGGAGAUGUUGUCUAACCAGAUGCUGAGCGGCAUUCCUGAAGUGGACCUAGGAAUUGACGCAAAAAUAAAAAAUAUCAUCUCAACUGAAGAGGCCAAGGCCAAGCUGCUGGCAGAGCAACAGAACAAAAAGAAAGACAGUGAAACUUCUUUUGUUCCCACAAACAUGGCUGUUAACUAUGUCCAGCACAACAGAUUUUAUCACGAGGAGCUCAACGCACCAGUGCGAAGGAACAAGGAAGAGCCAAAGCCCCGACCACUGAGAGUGGGGGAUACAGAGAGGCCAGAACCGGAGCGGUCUCCGCCAAAUCGCAAACGUCCACUCAAUGAAAAAGCAACAGAUGAUUAUCACUAUGAGAAAUUCAAGAAGAUGAACAGGCGAUACUGAUGGAUAUGGACUGAAGUCUCUGCAGUUGUUCGUGUUCUCCAGUAAUGGGAUUUUGUGUCAGUGACCUGAAGUGGAGUUGGGGAGAGUCACUACCCUCAUGUUGCUGGUGUUACCUCCAAAGCUUCUCUUGUGAUCCUGUAGUGAAUCAGUUUGCCGUGACCGGUAAAAUCUUGUACAUAACUUAUUUUCAGUUAUAAAAUUUAUUUUAUAAGAACAUGAGCUUUCAUGGUUGGCAUUUUUUAGUGACAGGACAAACUUGCUUCUACAGAUUCUUUCACCCUCUUGAAAAAAAUGGAAAAAGAGAUCCUUUAAAAGCAGCAGUGCUGUUUGCCUUGUGACUACAAAGGGAAGGUUUAAAGUCUGUUUGCUUGAAUGUAAUUCGUAAGAGAUUUCUUAUUUCUUCCCAAGGGCCAUUGCUGUGUAGCGUGUCUCCAGUGCUGCUGUUCCUCAGUCCAGCUUGGAAGUGUUCUGGGAGGAACCGCUGUGCCUGGAGCUGCCUUGCUGAGUCUAUCAUCAGGGCAAGAAAUGACAGAUGUGCAGCACUGGGGAUUUUAUAUCAUGUGCUGUGUGGUUUUGCAUCUUUUUUUCCCACCUUGUAGGCUUAUUUCUGUAGCAGUUCACUGCAUUUUAUUUUAGCUGAGAAGGAGAAGAAAAUUGGAUCAGGCUGUAACAGUUGAACUGGAGGAAAAUCUGAUUUUCAUCUCCAGGGACAGGGUCCGUGUGGGAGCUGGUGAAGAAGCCAGAGGCCCCACAGCCGGUGUUGGCCACGUCUUCCCGGAAGGUGGGAUGUGUAGGAACUUGAAGCCAAGAUUUGGAACUUGAAAAUAAUAAAAAGUGUUUUUAACUGAUGGUAAAACACAUUUUUGUCGGUUAGAGUUGUGGUCAACUGCUUAACGUCCAAGUGAAAACUGGUGAUUAGUGGUCCAUCCCUGGAGGUGUUCAAGGCCAGGCUGGAUGGGGCUUUGAACAUCCUGACCCAGUGGAAGGUGUGGCAGGGCGUGGAACUGAAUGGGCUUUAAGAUCCUUUCCAACCCAACUUAUUCCAUGAUUCUCAGUGAU
Molecule: messenger RNA, 2001 nt
Organism: Cuculus canorus (common cuckoo)
Lineage: Eukaryota; Metazoa; Chordata; Aves; Cuculiformes; Cuculidae
Gene: C19H9orf78
Product: chromosome 19 C9orf78 homolog
Exons: 9
Coding region: 73-942 (289 amino acids)
Biological process (GO): mRNA splicing, via spliceosome
Cellular component (GO): spliceosomal complex
Source: RefSeq, a predicted model, not a curated record